AUGCAAGUUAAUAGUGAAAGUGUAAACAAUAGUUGUUGCAAUGGUGGGAAGGUUCAUGUUGAUUCUAAAUCAACAAGAGAUUUGUCCAAUCAACACCAACAACAAUUUCCUCUUGAUAACUUUGCUGAUGUUACUUUGUUGUCUGCUUUACGCCCGCCACAAGCUUCUUCAACUGUUGAAAGAAAAGUAAGCAGAUCAGUUCCUAGACCAUACGUGCCUGCAAAUUCACCAAUAAACGACCACAGUAAUUUUUGGAGUGAAGGACAAUCUGGGGAUCAUUCGUUGACAGGAAGCGCGGGACGCAGUUCGUUGGGGCUCAUAAACGAUAUUUCAAAUCUCAUGAAGGACCAGUCUAAAAUGAACAAUGCAACGAUAAAUAUCGAGACUGAAAGAGAACUCGCUAGACAAUUGUUAUUGAGGUGCAGCCAGCGUGAUAAUAAUCCUGCACUAUUUGAUACGAACAAAGAGAACGAUGUCAACAUACAGAAUUUAUCAGCAACAGAGGAAGGAAAGGCCUCGCUACCCCAGCAGGCGUCGAAAUUAAAUUUUACCAGCGUAAGCUUUGAGCCAGCGGAAUUUACCGGGCGGUCAUCAAUAAUCAAUGACGGCGGUACGUCAGCAUUGACGUCUGUUCUGUCCAGUUUCAAAGGCAAUAAUUCCAACAGCUAUGGGUUUAGUUUCAAUAGCACCGCCGCCGAGUUGAUGGAGAAAUUCGGCAAUGAUGAUUUUUUAUCUGGCUCACAGUUCAAUAAUAAACUCGCGAAUGAUGAAUUGUCCUGGCGACAAAAUUUUGAUCCAAUACCGCCUUCAGCCACUGCCGGUAUUCCCGCCUCUACGAAUACCAGCAGCAAUAACAAGAACAAUAAUAAUAAUUAUAACAGAAAAGAACAUCUAGACUUGACGUGUUUUUCCGGGAUAAUCGGCGAAUUAGAUUUAUCGAUCGCGUCUUGUGCAACGGCCGCAGCUGAGGGUCGCAGAGUUUCAGUCGGCGAAUAUUUCAAAAGAAAAUGCGACCCCCUGGGUCAGUUGUCCAACAGUACAAUCACCAGCACCGAUAGGCCUAAUUUCGGGCUGUCCAAUAUAAGAAGUCCCGAGCGUGUCGCGGGUUACAAAUCACCAGUUAAUAAUAGCGAGCAAACCAACACUUUGAACGGUUCCGCGGAAAGUGGACACUUUGAACCGUCUGAAAGCUUCGGAAAUAAUUCAACGAUAAAUAGUUGCGACGAAACGCAAUUUUCAAAGACAACGGUGGCCGAUGACUUGAUGAGUCUGAGUAAAAUAGCUCAGGUGCUGCAGUCCGAUGAGAUGGGCGGCAGCCCCCGACGACUUAUCGAUCAACUUUUAAUGCUCAAGAAGAAACAAAAGUCUGAUAGCCUUUUAAUGCUGAGUUCAAACACCAUUACACAUGGAGGAGACACUUACACGGUACUGCCACCGAGGGCUUCAUUGCCUGUUAUGGACUACACUUGUUCCAGAACUUUAGUAGCUGAUGUACCGGAUAAUGAUGGAGGAAAAAAAUCAGAUGGAUUAGCGCUUGAUAAUAAUGGUGUUAAUGAUGUAAUUAAAAAAGACUUUGGGUCUUUUAAUGAUAAAAGUAAUUCUAAUAAUGACAGCGAGGCUGCUAGAGCAUUAUUUAAAAGUACAAAAGACGUUGUUGACGGUUCGAUAAAUAAUAAAAAUAGCAAAGGAAUUAAAAUAAUUAAAACGUCAAUAUUGUCACCAGCACAAUCGCCAUUGUCGAAAUUUAAAAUUAUAAAUAAUAGUAGUAGUAGUAAUAAUAAUAAUAAUAAUAAUAAUAAUUCACUGCAUAAUAAUAUUAAAAAAAAUAAUAGCAAUGAUGAAUUGUCGGUUGAAAAUAUUCGUCAACGUCAGUAUCAGUAUCAGCAGCAAAAUAAAACGGUUAUAAAACAAGAACCGGAUCAGACAAAUUAUGAAAAACGUUAUAAUGAAAAAAUAAGCAUUGGUAAAAAUACUCGUGAUUUAUAUAAAUGUUUGAUUGGCGCACCGCGAGAUGCAGACAUUGAGAUUAAAAAUGAAAGCGAUAGAUGGUUGAUAUGCACAUGUAAAUUACAUCAAAUCCAGGGUAAUAAUAAUAAUAAUGUCGAAAUAAAAGUGCCAUCAGAGCAGAUUUUAAUUGAACCAAAUGAAACUAAAACAGCUAAAGUACUGGUUAAUUUUUUAAAACUCAGUGAUCCGGUAAUAGCCUCACUUAAUAUUCAAGUAAUGGACAUGUCGACACGUGAAAUAUUUACGAAACAACAUAUGAUGUGUUUCAUUCCAACAGUAAAUGAUGAAUUUAUAAAUAAAGACAUACCGUGCAGUUCGACGUCAAUAACAACAGCAGCAGCAGCAACUACAGGAACAAACGGUGAUUGCCGUCGAGAGAUAGAAUUAAUUGAUGCACUGCCAGUUGUAUUAAAAAGCGAUAAAAAUAAAUAUAUACGCAUUAAAAAUGUAAAAAAUAAACCGGUUAAUUUGUCGGUGGCUGUUGAACCACUCGAUAAAUCGCCUCAGGAUAAUUUUAACAUUGAGCCAAAAAAUUUGACACUGGAAAUUAAUGAAAUGGCCAGUGUGUUAAUUAAAUAUCACAGUACGCGGACGAAAUUAAAUGACAGACAAGCGGUUAUUAAAAUAAAAACAGACGAUGAUAGUUAUUCAUAUUCAGCAGUAUUAGUAGUAGUAGAAAAGGACAAAGACAAAGACAAAGAAAAAAAUAAAAAUCAAGGGGGAAAAGGAGAAGGAGAAAAAGAAGGAGAGGAAGAAAAUAAUAAAGUUGGAGUUGAUAAUGAAAAUAACGAUUACUGUCAACGGUGUAAUACUCCACAGCGUAUGAUGUUUACUGGUGCGUCUGGUAGUGCCGGUACUUGGGCUGGUUCUGUUGAACACGGCGCCGGCGGCGAUAUUGUAAAUGAUGCUGGUUUAUCUCCUAGCAACAAUAUAUUGUCACCGGCAUCAACAGCGAGCACAGGGACGACAAUAGCGCCGAGAAUAAAUUUAUCUGGUAGAAAUUCACCUCGCAGUACAACAUCUACAACAACAACAUCAAACACUGGCGGUUCAAGACCACCUACAGCCGUUACAGAUGACGUUAUAAUUCCAAUAAAGUCAACACAUUCAACUUUAGUCUGGACUACAGUUAAAGUUGGUAAAUACGAGAAUCGUGAGUUUACAAUACGUAAUAUCGGUAAUUGUAAAAUAAAACUACAGGGAGUAAUUACUGACAAAGAUAAUUGUUAUAAAUUUUUGAAAGAUCGAGACUCGAGUACGAAUAUCACCGUCACGUUGCAGCGCAUGGAGAGCAAGACAUUUACGGUGAUAUUUAAUCCGUCUAGCGUCGGUCCGGCGGCUGGAAAAAUAACCUUUUCUUAUUAUGAUAAGAAGCAACAGCAGCAGCACCACCAUCAUCAACAUAAUAAUGACAACAACAACAAAGAGUCUCGAGCUUCGAGGAUAAUUCCACUUUACGGUUACGGCGGUUACGCAAAAGUUUGUGUUGGUCAAGCCCUUAAAAUAAUAGGCGAUCAAAUGUGGCUGCCUCUCGGUAAAUUGAACUCAAACGGUACCCUAAACACCAGAAUAAAACUAGAAAAUACGGGCGAUUUGUCAGCUUACGCUAAAAUAUCGUUGGUACCGAAAGCCGUUUAUCCAUCAGUUGAAUCAAAUUGGCACAUCGAACCCACGGAAUUGAUACUCGCGCCCAAAGAGGUGCAAUGGAUAACACUCGGAUUUCGACCUCGUCGAGAGGACAUGGCGUUAUUACGCGGGGCAACGUCCUACGGGGUGAGAGGGGCCUGCGGUAAUUCCAGCGGCAAUGUUACAGAUAUAGCGACUCUGACAAUAAUGCACGGAGAUGAACCCACAAGGUGGAGAGUACGCCGACUCUAUAAAAAAUUAAUAGAAACUGAGCAGGUUAAAAAAUCUAAAGAUAGCAAAGAUAUUUUUAUGGAUAUGCUACACGAAAUUAGCAAAGUUAUAACCGGGGAAAAAUCAAUAAAUAACUUGAAUACCAUACGCGACUCUGUACAAGAUAUAGGUAUUUUGUGUCGACAACUUUUGCGACACGCAAUAACGCUAACAAUGGAGUGGGAUUCCGACGACACGAUGUCGAUAUAUCAGGACGCUGAUUAUGAUUAUUACUACGAUGAUGACUCCAAUGAAUCAAAAUUAUUCCAAUCACUUUACAGCGCCAGCGAGAUAAACAACUGCACGGCAAUUACUGUUACCAAUGAAAAUAGUUAUUAUUUGCCGUCUGAAACUACUCGGUAUUUGCCCGACGCAAAUUAUAUUAUCAGCGCAAACAACAAUCAGCGAUCAUCGGCAUCAGCGUCCGACCCAACCUCGGGCGUAACCAUCGACGUGGAAGAAGACAACAAACAAUUCACCGUAUCUCCAUUAUCUGUAACUUUAAGUCCGCCAAUUUUGAAACACGCGACUGUCAUAAUAACAAACAUGACAGGAAAAAACCAGCCGUACAAAACAAAACUCCUGUCUCACAACGAGUGGAUCAGUGUUGUGCCCAGCGAGGGCAUGAUCCCUGCAAAAAGAGGGAUACUCGUUACAGUAAAAUCAAGUAAUAACACCGCCGUUGACAAAAAUAUCGAGGCCGUUUUACGAAUUUAUACAGCUAAUGAGAAACGUGAUCUCAAGAUAAAAAUCUUAACUGCCACCGGUGUUUCUUCCACCGAACCAGCUCCCGCUAAAGGAAGACCAGGAUCCGGAUCUUAA
Molecule: messenger RNA, 4725 nt
Organism: Microplitis mediator
Lineage: Eukaryota; Metazoa; Arthropoda; Insecta; Hymenoptera; Braconidae
Gene: spd-2
Exons: 5
Coding region: 1-4725 (1574 amino acids)
Source: RefSeq, a predicted model, not a curated record